Zasmidium cellare ATCC 36951 is the source of this 894-nucleotide messenger RNA. RefSeq lists its product as uncharacterized. The record is from RefSeq and is a predicted model, not a curated record. The transcript has 3 exons. The coding region runs from base 1 to 894 and encodes 297 amino acids. NCBI's taxonomy places the organism in Eukaryota, Fungi, Ascomycota, Dothideomycetes, Mycosphaerellales, Mycosphaerellaceae. Gene Ontology annotation, molecular function: NADH dehydrogenase activity.
AUGGCUUCCAAACUCGCCCCAUGGGCCCUCAGAGGCAGUGCGCGAGCCCUGCGCAGUGGUGUCAAGGAGCAGCGACGGACGUUCCAGGUGUCGAGCGCAUCGCGGAGUGCCUCGCUGAUGGUGCACCGCGACACGCCCGAAAACAACCCCUCGAUCCCUUUCAAAUUCAACGCACAGAAUGAGGAACUCAUCAAGGAGGUCCUCAGCCGAUACCCCAGCCAGUACAAGAAGGCCGCCGUAAUGCCCCUGCUCGACCUCGGACAGCGCCAGCACGGCUUUACCAGCAUCAGCGUCAUGAACGAGGUGGCGAGGCUAUUGGAGAUGCCGCCAAUGCGCGUGUAUGAGGUGGCGACUUUCUAUACCAUGUACAACCGGAAUCCCGUGGGUAGAUUUCACGUACAGUGCUGCACGACGACUCCAUGUCAAUUGCGAGGCAGCGACGGCAUUAUGAAGGCCAUUGAAGAGGAGCUAGGCAUUCACCACGGCGAGACGACCAAAGACAACAUCUUCACCUUCACCGAAGUCGAAUGUCUCGGCGCCUGCGCCAACGCACCCAUGGUCCAGAUCAACGACGAUUACUAUGAGGACCUCACACCCGAAAAGACCAAGGAUCUCCUCCGAGCAUUGAAAGAGGCCGCAGAGAAGACGGGCGCCAGUGGCUGGGCACCGGGUCUGGUAGGCGACAGUGGCAAAGAUCAAGUCUCAGGACAAUCACCAGGACACCAGAUCAAGCAAGGAGGAGAAGGAUACUCAGCACAAGGCGCAAAGAUUCCGGCGCCGGGACCAUUGAGCUCGCGUAUCUCGUGCGAGAACUCGGCAGGCCAUACGAAUUUGUUGGAGCUAGACAAGUAUCCUACACCGGAGCAGGCGCUGCGAAAAGAUGGUGCGCUGUAG